Molecule: messenger RNA, 1557 nt
Organism: Candida tropicalis MYA-3404
Lineage: Eukaryota; Fungi; Ascomycota; Pichiomycetes; Serinales; Debaryomycetaceae
Exons: 1
Coding region: 1-1557 (518 amino acids)
Biological process (GO): cell adhesion involved in multi-species biofilm formation; cell adhesion involved in single-species biofilm formation
Cellular component (GO): fungal-type cell wall
Source: RefSeq, a predicted model, not a curated record
AUGUUUCUACUACAAACAACUCUCUUAUGCUGUGCAUUGAUUGCUACUUCAGUUGCUAAAGAAAUUUCCGGUGUGUUCAUAGGAUUUGAAUCCUUAACUUGGGAUAAAGCUGGUAAUUAUGCUUAUCAAGGUCCUCAAUAUCCAACAUGGAAUGCCGUGCUUGAUUGGUCGUUAGAUGGCACAACAACUUCCCCAGGUGAUACGUUCACUUUGAUCAUGCCCUGUGUCUUCAAGUUCACUACGUCUGCCACUUCUGUUGAUUUGACUGCCAAUGGUAUUACAUAUGCCACAUGUGAUCUUCAUGCCGGUGAAGAGUUUACUACUUACUCUAGUUUGACUUGUACUGUUACUGAUUCGUUAAGUUCUGUUCAUGAAGCUAUGGGUACAGUCACAAUUCCUUUGGCAUUUAACGUUGGUGGUUCUGGUUCUUCUGUUGAUAUUGCUGAUUCUACUUGUUUCACUGCUGGCACAAACACUGUUACUUUCCAAGAUGGUGAUACAUCAAUCAGUACCCAAGCCUAUUUUGCUGCAGCUACUGGAUCUUCUUCUGGUCUCCUUUACUUUCAAAGAAGUGUUCCUUCAUUGAACAAGCUUAAUGCACUUGCAAUUCUCCCAGAUUGUCCAAAUGGUUACACUUCUGGUACUCUUGGUUUCUCAUCUUCUAAUUCCAGAUUUCUGAUUGAUUGUUCCAGUGCUGAAGCUUACAUUACAAAUCUUUUAAAUUCCUGGAACUACCCAACUUCAGCGGAUUCCUUUUCUUAUACCCAAACUUGUACUUCCAAAAGUUUUCAAAUAACAUUCAAUAAUAUUCCAGCCGGCUAUCGUCCAUAUAUUGCUGCAUUGGUUCAAGCUCCAUCUUCGGAUUAUAAAAUUGAUUAUACUGCAAAAUAUCAAUGUGCUGGAUCUUCCCAAAAAGAUGCUUCGAAAUCGGUCACUUGGUCAGGCUAUACAAAUAGUGACACAGAUUCAAAUGGUGCUGUAGUUGUUCUUACAACUAUUACAGGUACUCAGUCCAAUACUAUUGUUACCACAUUGCCUUUCAACCCGACUGUUGAUCACACAAAAACGAUCGAAGUGAUUGUUCCAAUUCCAACAGUAACAACUACCACUUCCUACAUUGGAGUUACUACUUCUUAUACCACAAUUACUGGUACUAUUGGUGGAACGGCUACUGUUAUUGUCGAUGAACCGUAUCAUACUACUACUACUGUUACUAGUCCCUGGACUGGAACCUUCACCACUUCAACUACUGUCAUUGCUUCUACUGACUCGGUUGAUACCAUCAUCAUUCAAGAACCAACUCCAAAUCCAACUGUCACUACCACUGAGUAUGGAUCUGUUUCUGAACCAACCACCAUCACCUACACCAACCCACCAGGUGGCACUGAUUCUGUUGUUGUCAUUGAACCACCAAACCCAACUGUCACCACCACCGAGUAUGGUUCCGUUGAAACUACCAUCACAUAUACCAACCCACCAGGUGGUACUGAUUCUGUUGUUGUCAUUGAACCACCAAACCCAACUGUCACCACCACCGGAGUAUGGAUCUGUUUCUGA